CGUCGUGCAGUCGUCGCGUCUUUAUCCCUUCCACGGUCGGCCGAGCGAAAAGUCACCCUCGGCAGCUACCGGUCGCGCGUAUACACACAACUGAUCGCGCCUCCGACUCAAGUUUACUCCGCGCGCGAUUCACGCGUGGCGACGCGAGGCGCGCGUGAAACCGGAGCGGGCUGCGAUCAACGCGACAAAUUUUGAAUUUGAGACAGUACUCUCGCGUACGGAUCCCCCGCGGAAUCCGCGGCGGUGGUGAAAGUGGUCGCGCUGCAGUUUUUUUUCCCCCCCCCCGAACUCGUCGAGAAGUGUCGCGAGAACUGAACAAGUCCGAAUCGGCGCGAAAACAAUGUUCUCGGCCCGAGUGAUCUAGGGAUUCAGGAGGUGCCCAGUCGUUGCGCUAUACGAAUUCGCAACAAGUUGCAGAGGAGUGUGCUUCUUACUGAUUUGUUCGCCUCCAUUUCUCCGUUUACGCGUGUGUGUGCGUGGUUUCGUGUGUGCUUCGUGAUCGAGAGGAUUAAUAUGGUGAUGGCCCUGUGAGAAUUGAAUCAGAGAAGGGGUCAUUCUCGACGAUGGUAAUCGAACCUUCGAAUGUGGAACGGACUGUGGUGACGGGCGAUCGCAUUCGAAGGGAAUGUCGUGUGCUGUGAUUGUUAUCUCCAAGGAUCUUCUGCACGGUGACGAGGAAAAAUCCGCGGACGAAUGAGAAGAAUUUGUGGAGGAAAAGUUCGACGAUGAGAGUUUGAGUCGCGGAAAGUGCUUCCAAGAGUGCCUGGUCCUGGCUCGCGCUUUUCGUCGACGGCGAGGGAGCGGAAGACGACGACGGGUGUUGUAAAAAGGAGAAGAAGAGUGGGGCAAGUGUGUCGCUGACACGAGUUGACGCGACGCGACGUGACGUGACGUGACGUGACGUGACGUCGGGGCGUCGAGAUGCUUCGAGAUGAGAUGGCCACCCCCCUUGGAUCCCUCGCGUCUCUUCUCACGCUUCUACUCUAUGCUUGCGGUAGCUGCCAUGCCAGGAUAACCAAUCAGGAAAUCGUGACAAUGACAGAUGCGGAAGCAGUGGCAGGCGGAAUUGCUCAGCUACCAUGCGACGUGAAACCGCCGCUCUCGGGGGACAAGCUGCACCUAGUUAUUUGGUAUAAGGAGGAGGCAGAUGCACCGAUAUACAGCUUCGACACGAGAGGGAGGGACAGCCCGGAUCAUGGGAAUCACUGGCAGGAUCACAGCCUAGAAGGACGCGCGUUCUUCAAGCACUCCGAAACCCCCGCGAAACUCACUCUGGAAAAGGUUCGCGAGAGCGACGCAGCUGUUUACAGAUGCAGGGUCGACUUCAAGCAGUCGCCGACGCGCAACAGCAAAGUCAAUCUAACGGUCAUCAUACCGCCGGAGCAGCUUAGCAUAUUGGACGAGGACGGAAGGUCUCAUAUUCCCCAUUACAUCCUUGGCCCGUACAGCGAAGGAGCGUCUCUCAAUAUCACGUGUGUCGCCGCCGGUGGGCGGCCGCAACCACGAGUGACAUGGUGGCAGGGGACUGCUCUAUUGGACAACAGCUACGAGACCGUGGAUGCUAAAAGGGUCCGGAACGUGCUGCAAUUGGAAAAGUUGGGCCGCGAACAUUUGCGUGCGUUUCUGACCUGUCAAGCCACGAACAAUAACAUGGUGGCACCGAUAUCAAGUUCGGUGUCACUUGAUAUGAAUUUGAAACCGCUCUGGGUCCGGAUUCAAGGAGAGAACCGUCCACUUAGCGCCGGCAAGACCUACGAGAUAGGUUGCGAGGUUGUCGGAGCCAGACCGAGCCCGACGAUCACGUGGUCCAAAGGGAACAUGAUACUGCGAAAUGCACGGGAAACGACGAGUCCCGACGGCAACGUAACAACCAGCAUCCUCACAUUCGUGCCGAGUAUCGAAGACGCCGGAAAGUUCCUCUACUGUCGCGCCAGCGUGCCCGAUAUUCCAGACUCGGAGAUGGAGGAAGGAUGGAAGCUCAAUAUAUUCCACGAGCCUGUGGUUACCCUCGAGCUUGGCAGCAAUUUGAAUUCGAGCGCUAUUCGGGAGGGUAUCGACGUUUACUUCGAGUGCAACAUCAAGUCCAAUCCCUGGGUUUACAAGGUUUCCUGGCGCCAUAACGGCAAUCCGCUGUAUCAUAACCUGGCAACCGGAACGAUAAUAAGUAAUCAGAGCCUGGUGCUGCAAAGUGUCACUCGCAGCAGAGCUGGGAUUUACACGUGCAUCGGCAAUAAUCAAGAGGGCGACGGCGAGAGCAAUCCACUGAACUUGGACAUAAAGUUCGUGCCGGUAUGCCAGCCCGGCCAGACGAAGGUAUUCGGCGUGGCGCGACAGGAGACCGCGAGGAUCCCCUGCGAGCUGGAGGCGAACCCGCCGGAAGUAUCGUUCACCUGGAAAUUCAAUAAUACAAUGGAGGCGGUGGACAUACCUCAGGCGCACGUCACGAGCGACCGUACACGCUCGACAGCCUCCUACACACCGAUGACCGAGCUGGACUAUGGUACUCUCCUUUGCUGGGGCAGCAAUGACCAGGGCACUCAGCUCGAGCCGUGCGUCUACCAUAUCGUGCCAGCUGGCCGCCCGGACACGCCGCACAACUGCUCCUUGUUAAAUCAAACCACCGACUCGAUCUACGUGGAAUGCAUAGAGGGCUUUGACGGCGGCCUGCCGCAAAAAUUCACCAUGCAGGUGGAACGUGAGGCCGGGUCCAGCAAGGGCGGCGGCGGCGGCGGGUCCGCGACUGUCUUCAACCAGACGAGCAAGGUGCCGGUCUUCUCCGUCAGCAACCUCGACCCCGGCAGCAGCUACGAGGUUUCCAUUUACUCCACUAACGCCAAAGGUCGCAGCGAGACCGUGCAUUUUCGCGCCACCACCCUGAAUCUCCCUGAGAGGCGAACAGUAGGUGGGAGGCUGGCGCAACCACCCUCGCCGGAGAAUUGCACGAUCCGGGAGGAGAGCCGGACGACCGUACGGGUGAGCUGCGCCGAGAGCGAGCUCGACUUCGACACGAACACGGCCACCUACGUACUGCAGGUCUUCGACGCCGACACCAGGCGGCUGCUGGCGUCCGCAACGAGCCUGACGCCGAGCAUGCUCGAGGUGACGAAUCUGCCGGUCGAGAGGAGCGGCCUCAUGCUGUCCCUCAGGAUCAUGACGGAGGAGGCCAUGAGCGACGCCACGGUCCUCUUCAGUACGCAUUUUGUUCAGGAGGGUAGUACGAAUAAGGAGCACCACCGUUACCCAGCCCUCACGCCAGUUAUGCUGUCGCUGUCGGGUCCACUAUUGGGCGCGGUGGUGGGUGCCACAGCGGGAUUGCUUCUGGUGAUCUUCGUGAUCGUGCUGGCUGUCAAGCUCCGCUAUCGACCCCGAUCUCAGGAGGACUCUCAUGACGACGGCGGUAUGGCGAACCUGGCGGCAUCGGGGACCGGCGCCUCGUCCCCGCAUGACAAAUCGUCGACCUUGCCCCUCAGCGCCGAUAGCAUCGAGAGCUUCGAGAAGAAUCCCGAUAUAAUACCGCACGCGAACGAGAAUUCAUAUGCGGAAUUAUGCAAAAGUGCUUCACCGCGAUACGUACUGCAGCAGCAACGUCCGGAAGUGAAUACCUUCGCACCAACAAACAACCAGGGAACCGAGUUAACGUACGUCGAAUUAGCAUUAAGGGGAAACCGACGAAUACCUCCGAAUUGCUACCAGCCCGUGCAAAUCUCUAGCCUCCAACGGCCCCAGCUGCUGCCCAUGUCGACUUUGACGCGCAGACAGCCGAUCCAGGAGCCGACGAUUUACGCGCAAGUCGCCAGUCAUUCUAAACCGAUUUACGUGCCGCCGCCACACCCGUACAUGAAUCGUUCCAGCGACGAAACAACGGCGGAGACACCAUUGAUCGGACACGACAAUAAGAUCACUACGAUCAGCCACUCGGGCAGCUCAAUCUGGCGCACCGACCCGCCGCCUUCCUCGAACGCGCCAACGACAUGAUUCCAGCAAGCUGCAUCGUAACUCACGAUUCCAUUUCGCACCUAAACGUCUCUUAAUGUUCUCCCCUGCCCCCUCCCUCCCCCUCCUUCCUCCCGUUCCUCUUUCCUCGAAAAGAAGAAGAAAAUAAAAAAGUACACAUCGAUCCACGUAUAUGUACGUGUUAAGUGAGGAGGUUCUUCGAAGGAGGCGCGCCGCGAUCCUUCACCGGUAGAGAUUGUUAGACCUUUACUACGAGUGUUAUGAAUAGAGGAUUCGUUCGACGAUGAAAGUAAUUAAUGAAAUCGCGCGGAGUAUAUAUAUAUAUACAUAUAUAUACACACACACGUAUAGAUUAUGCGCUUUACCGAAUGAUUUGUGAUAGUGGUUGGUUGGAGACCCGGGGAAAGGAUUGAACUGUUUUUCAGCCGUCCGUAAAAUUCGAGGCGGAGCGAACGCACUAUUUUGAUCCCGUGUGGGCAGAGCCGUUCGCCGUUCCGUCGACCGAUCGAGAAUUCGUUGUAUGGUGAAUGUUAUCGGAGAGCUGGCAAUAAUUACAUGUAAAAAAAAAAAGCGCGCGCCGUUGUUCCGCCGGCGCGGAAAACGGUGAGCUUUUCUGCAGUUUUUAAUUCGUACCUGGAAUAUCCGUGAAUAUUUCUUAUUUGAUUUUUCGUGCAGAAAAAAAGUCGGCUCAAAAUCGAUCAAAAAAUUUACAGCUGAAUGUUUCAGAGCAUCGAGCCUCUCUGCGUAGUAGAGAGAAAUUAUAAUAAUUCUCCUUCUCGUCCCUUCUCCGAAUAAUAAUUUUAUUUUCAAACAAAAUUUAUUUUCAAACCUUUUUAGGAAAUUUAUGUCUAAUUAGUGAAACGUAUAAUGAACAUAAUUGAACCUCAAAAAUUACAAUAUUGAUUUUUAAUUAAUUUUUAAUUAAAAUUACAAUAUUGAUAUUUUUGGACGGGAAAUUGAUGUCCAACUCUUCGAAGUUCUCGUGAAAAGAGGAAUUCUGAUUGUUGAAAAUAUUUGAUACAUUGAUUUUGACGAGUAACCGUAGGUACGAGUUAAAAAUCGAAAUAGCACUUCGCCCGCCUCGGCGUGUAAAUCAAACAACGCCGGUGGAAAUAGAUUGCGAACGCAACGAUUUAGUGUGAUUGGUAGGAUAAAGUUAGUCAAUCGCGCGAUUGUUUAUUGUUUUGAUCAUAUAAACCAGUGUCUUUUGUAUGUAUGUAUGUACCGUCCUACGAACUUUUAUUCGAUAUUAUUUCAAGUAUGAUUUCAAGUGGCUCCAUUUAUAUACUAUUCAAAUUACUAUUUCAAAUUAUUAAAAUUUUAGAUGUCCUAAUUAUCAUUUUAUUAUCAUUGAUCUA
Molecule: messenger RNA, 5312 nt
Organism: Wasmannia auropunctata (little fire ant)
Lineage: Eukaryota; Metazoa; Arthropoda; Insecta; Hymenoptera; Formicidae
Product: nephrin-like
Exons: 17
Coding region: 922-3975 (1017 amino acids)
Molecular function (GO): protein binding
Source: RefSeq, a predicted model, not a curated record